CGUCAGUGUGAGAACGUGACGCCACGCCGCACCGCAAGCCGGCAGCCGGUGGUUUUGUGUGCCGCGACCCACUUGAGGCGUGCUCCGCCCGUCGUCAAGACGCAAGGACACACCGCAGCCAUAGGCCGUCGCCGCCUGCGAUGUUUUUGGGCCAACGCAAUGACAGCCCCACUGAGGAUGGGAACGGCUGAGAAGGUUCCCGGAGGCGGCGGCGGCGGCGGCGGCAUGCGACUGCUGCUGGCAGCUCUGCUGGCCGUGGUCCUCGCGUCGUUGCCCGGCUGCGCCUCGCCGCUGACGCUCAGCCACUGGGACCUCGAGGGCGCCAACGUGACGUGCGACGACAAAUCGACGUGCGCGUCGCAGGCGACGACGCCGGCGUCGGGCCGCUUCUCGCGCAUGGAGACGGCGUCGGAGCUGGUGGACUGGCGGGAGCGCAACUGCAUGUGCGACCCGGGCUGCGCGCACCACGGCGACUGCUGCGUCGACUCGGAGCACUUCGUGGCGAGCGAGCAGCGGCGCGGCGCCGCCACGUUCGAGUGCGUGUCGCUGCGGCGCUUCGGCGGCGUCUACAUGCGCACCUCGUGCCCGCCCUCCUGGGAGGACGGGCAGUCGCGCGCGCUCUGCGAGGCGCGGGACCGCCUCAGCGCCGUCGACCCCGUGGGCGGCAUGCCCGUCACCAGCCGACGCACCGCCAUCACCUACCGCAACGCGCACUGCGCCCUCUGCCACGGCGACGUACAGGACGUGGUGGUGUGGAACGCGCACCUGGAGUGCAGCGGGCUGCUGCAGCAGCAGGCCAACCUGUCCUCGUCGGCGGCGGCGUCGUGCGUCGCCUUCGACGAGGCGUCGUCGCGCUGGGGGCUCAACCUGACGGACGCCGGCUUCCAGCCGUGCGACGUCGACCCCUACCUGCCCGACGCCGCCGGCCACCUGGUGCGCCGCUGCGACCCGGACAUCGUGCGCGCGUGCGCCGUCAACUGGACCAACGCCGAGGUUCGGCUGCGCUGCGAGGCGUACACGGCGCACGUGUUCCGCGGCAGCGACGGCUACCGCAACCCGCACUGCGCCGUCUGCAACAACGUGCCCGUGCAGUACCUGGCGUGCAGCCGCGCCGUCACGCGCUCCCUCUUCCACAAGGACUUCACUCCCGGCGCCUUCGCCGUCAUCUUCGACCUCGGCGGCUCCGACCCGGUGGGUCUGACGAGUCCGUGCGAGUCUGAGAACGAGCUGUACGACCCGUUCUUCCAGCAGUGCCGGUUCGUGGUGUGCACGGGCCACCGCGAAUACUACCACGGCGAGUGCAUCGCCGUACAAGUCGAAGACUCGAGCGAGGAGGACGACUGGGUCGGCAGCGGCGGCGGUAAUCACUCGUACGCGCUCAAGGACGAGGAGGGCAGCACGCUGGGCCCCGAGGCGUUCAACCACAGCCAGUGGUUCCACCCCGAAGGCGCCGGCGGCAACCACACUAGCGGCCCGCGCUACAUCACCGACCUGCGCGCUAACUUCUCGCAGGAGUUCCUCACCUGCCCCAAGUUCGUGCUGCAGCCGGACGAGUACGUGCUGGGCCCCGAGAACGGCUCUGUGACCGUCCCCCUGUACGGGCUGACGUUCUCCAGCACGGAGUACCUGCGGCACCCGGACGGCAUGCUGGAGAUCUGCGCCACCGUGGGCCGCCGCUACUUGCCCAAGUUCGGGCCCUACAUGGGCUACGUGACGCUGGCCGGGCUCGGCGUGUCCGUCGUCUUCCUGGUGCUGCACCUGGCCGCCUUCGCGGCGCUGCCCGAGCUGCGCAACCUGUCGGGCAAGAACCUCGCCUCGCUCUGCGUCGCGCUCCUCUGCGGCUACAUCGCCUUCAUAGCCUCGCAGAUGAUUCCGACGGGGCCGACGGCGGGCUGCGUGUCGGCGGCGGCGGUGGUGCAGUACUCGUUCCUAGCGGCCUUCUGCUGGACGCUGGCGAUGGCCUUCGACGUGUGGCGCACGCUGCGGCUCGCCACGUCCGAGCUGCGCGUCUCGUCGGGCAAGCAGUGGCGCAAGUUCGCCGCCUACUCCGCCUUCUGCUGGGCCGCGCCGAUGCUGUCGGUGGUGGUGGCGCUGGCGGCGGACGCAGCGCCCGAGGGCGGCUGGCCGGAUGAACUGCGGCCCGCGUUCGGCGUCUACACGUGCUGGUUCGGCCACCGGCACGCGCUGCUCGUCUUCUUCGCGCUGCCGCUGGCCGUCGUCAUGGUAUGCAACGUGGCCUUCUUCGUGUCGAGCGCGCGCAUCAUCUUCGCGACCACCUCGACGACGCGCUUCACGUCUUCGGGCGGCGGCGCGCGCCGCGACUUCCGGCUGUACGUGCGCCUCGCCAUCGUGAUGGGCCUCACGUGGAGCGUCGGCCUGCUGGCCGGCUACCUCGACCAGGAGGGCCUGUGGUACGCCUUCGUGGCCCUCAACACGCUGCAGGGGCUCUUCAUCUUCCUCGCCUUCACCUGCACAGAGAAGGUGGCGCGCGCCAUCGUCGACGCCGCCUGCAGCCGCCGCCGCAAGGUGUCGCCGGUGUGCGCGGGCGGCGCCAGCAGCAGCAGCCUCGGCGGCGGCGGGGGCGGCUGCGGCGGGGGCGGCGGGCGCGCCGGCCUGGCCGCCGCCUCGCUGUCGUGGAGCGGCAGCGGCGACAGCAGCGACGCCACGCGCAACACGCACGUCGCCACGCCCACGCACAGCUCCGACAACUCGGACACGCUCUACUAGUCGCCACCUGAACGCCUUCAAACCGUAGGGCGAGGAGCAGGAGGAACGGCACCCGCUUUCCGCUCUACCUCCAUCAAACGGCGCGGCGGAGGCGGAAUAUGCAUGCGUUGCCGCUCGGUCCCAGCCACAGAAUUCGCAGAGGUUGAUAUCACGUUUGCCAUCAGAGGCAAAAUCGCAGCGGUCACUUUCUGUAUUCUGUACCAGUGUUAUUCACAGUCUUGAUCGCAACACCAACUUCUACCGUAACCACUGACUGAGCUGGCACAACCCUAAAACACUGGCACUUUUCGGAAGGACAGUACUUCAAAUGCAGAUUUAGGUUUUCCAUUAUCUCCCUUGAUCACUUAAAGGCGUAGGCCUGUUCCGUACCUCUGAUACGGCAUAGCCAAUCCGAAUUUCUGGUCCAUUUUGGGGUGACCGAAAUAAAACAGGCCGUGAAAAUAUUUAAUGCGCCCUAAAAUAGGCAACUCAACUUACAUGGUGUGUCCUGCGAGUGGCUGAUGUAAGUAGGGUUGCCUGUCUUAAGGUGCACAAAAUAUUUUCCGGGUCAGUUUUAUUUUGCGCGACCUCUAUAACAGGGGAGGGUAACUGGCGGUUUCAGUCCAGCCCGCGGAAGAAAUUCGUGGGGAAGAGAGCGAGACGCGAGCUCGGGAAGGAGUUUCGGGUAUUUCCGCCGACGUUCAACUCGCCUCGGAUUUGGACGUGAGGAAGCAGAUUUGGACAAUUAUUUGAAAAAAAAUGCUUGCUAAAAGUACCCGUAGAUAUUAAGACACUAAAUUUCAUACCCUACCCGUGGCCAACAUCCGUAGAAUUACCCGUAAUUGCUAGUCGACUAGGUUUGGCUAUCUCAUUGUCGUAUUUUGUUUUUCCAUUAUUUCUAGCAUUAAAUUAGUAAAUAAUGCUUGUCCAUUGUGGACUUAAUCACUGCAGCUUUUGAAACUCAACGUAAUUUACAGUGAUUUAGCUGCAAACAUUUCCUUUGGUAGGCAUUUAUUUUUCCAUUAUGACAUUCCAAGGCGCCUGGCGUCCCAUCUUCAGAUACUUACACUUAUUCACGUGCCAUGAAACUUGUUUCUUUACUAAUCGCUCAUCUGAAUUUUGCAACAGCUGAUGUAAAACGUCAUAAGUACGGAAACAACGUUCACGACGCGUAAAUAAAUGUAAACAUCUGAAGGUCGGGUGGACAUAGAAUGAAUGUACUCUCACAAACGUAUUUUGAGGCAGAAUUUGUUGGUGUGGCAUGUCGGGAAAGGGGUCCCAUUCAAAUCGGUAUGUGACCCCAUAAACAUUAACGUCACGGAAGCUAUACUUGCGGCCCAUGAGCUUACGUAAGAAUGUUAAUCAGGCCCACAGGUUACCAAAGAUUGCCAUGCCUGCUCCAUAAUGAUUUUGUUAUCCAUGGGAUGUUCAACCUGAAACUACCUUCUUUCCUUCCUGUUUUCAUCUCUGACUGAAUGUUCCACAUCCUCCCUCACCAUGGAAGAAUUAAGAUCAAGUGUUAAACUUCCAUCUAAGAUGCUCACUUAAUAACCGAAAGUGUUCGUGAACGAAAUUAUUGUUAGCCUCAGGACUGUAAAUAAAUUUCAUACACUGGUACAGAGUUAGUGAUUUACUCUAAGGACACGCAGUGAGAAAUGAGAGCAGCCUUCUCCGACGAUGAUAAAUGAUAAACUUGUCGAACCGUCUUCUGGAUGAGGCGUCUCUCAGAAUAGUAGUUAUCCAAAAUUAGCUGGAAAGCUGAAAGGUCACCAGCUCUCACCUAACUAUGGUGGUGGCAGCUGAGUCACUGUAUGGUACCUUCUGCCCCGUUGCAGAAGUACUUUUACAAACCUUCCCUUACGAAGUGAGAUGUAGCGCUGAGAGAAUACAUUGUACUCAUUCCCUCAUGAUGAGAAAUCUACGCACAGUUGCAGUAACACUGUAAGAAAAUGGUUUUUAAAAAACAUAAAUUGGAAAUAAUGAACGUACCAUCAGGCUGUAACAGACCCAGACUCACCAAUAAAGUAACGCAAAAUAAAGAGGUCAGAUGGGUAUUAAAAAUUAGCGCUAACGUCCGAGUAAGGAGGAAUUGCGCAGAACAAUAUUUGUAGUGUUUUACACUGUUCUGGCCUGUAAGAAAAAUGUCUGCAAGUAGUUUCUGUACCUUUCAUCUGCAGAUUCUUUUUGACAUAGAAUCCUUGCAGUGUUAGCACUCACACAUUCAGUUACAGCCGUUAACGGAAAUUAGUUAUCCAUGUUUCUUUGUAAGAAGUUCUUUCGUCAAGUACAUAAUAUUUUGACAAUGGAAUGUUUCUAGACCUUUGCAGCAUCAUAGUGAGUUACUAUUUACUAUCUGGAAAUAGCAGAAAGCCGCUUGUAGUAAUUUUUUUACUGAUAAAUGUUCUUCUCUCAUUGGACGCCUCAGUUAACGUUGUCAGAAUGGUUCUGUUAACUAAUGAUACGUCUUGACCGCUACGGCACUUUCAGUUAAAUACCAUAUUGCCGUGUGGAAAUAUGAAAUUGAUUCCAUACGGGUGUAUAUCCAUCGCCCCCAACAGCUCUUUCAGAAUAAGAGAUCUCGCACACGUAAUUUUAGAUUCCAUGUACCAAUAUCACUUUUCCGGUUAUAUUGUAAUAAACACCAAAUUUGCUUGGACUCUUGUGGUAUUGUUACUUUGUGCUAUGGAAGAACUUGCGUGAGUCCAUCUUCUCUGUGAUCAAAAAUCCGCUCUCAGUGACUAGCAGCAAGACAGUGCAAGGAAUCAGGGACAAAAUGUUGCCCACGAAGGACUGUGUGGGUACGUUACAAGGACGCCAGUAGAUGAAAUGUGAACUGUCCAGUAAAGCAUCAAUUACAGAGGAUGUUAAUAACGUUUUAGACUUGAGUUAUGACUGUCGACAAAGUUACCAUGUACAGAAUAAUAUUUUAUUUAAAAACUCGAUUAUUUCAUUUGCUUGGACAAGUCAUGUUAUAGGAGAGAAAAAAAUUAUCAAGGUUGCUUGAGAUACAGGCAAUUAGAAGUAUUUAUUAGUUUUUGUGUAAAGAACGUGUUUUAUAAUCUUGAUUAACGUUUCACGUACGUCGAGGUACUUGACCAAAGAAAAUGAGAGACUUACAUACUACGCUAUAAUUCUCUACAUGCUCACAUUUUUUAAAGAAAAAAGAGCUGCUUACCUCCCCCGAUAGGAAAGUUUCUCCAAAGCUUCCCGUGUUUUCUUGCAUAAUGUUUCUGAUAAAAAAAGUCUCUCACUUUUUAAACACGAUGACACGUUCUGAUUCUGCAGUACAAAUCCCAAAGUUUGUAAAUACUUGUUUACCCCAUUAUAUUCGCUUAGUAAUUGUGCUUUCCAACUCUUUCUACGCGCUAUCUUUGAGAACCUUUUUAAUGCAAUUUUUGUUAUGUAGGUCACCAUGAAAUUUGGUAUCUAUAACAAUAGUUUCGUGUAGCAGUAUUUUUCGAUUGGAGGCAGCUUGGUAAACACAUGACGAUUCCAUGCAAAAUGCCUUCAUAUUUGUAUUAAAAGAGGAAGUGAUGUUAUGAGAAAUCAAUUAUUUUUGUAACAAUGUACUUUCAGCUUCUGAAAUUCUUCAUAACGUGUACAAAGAACUGUAAUUCAUUAUACAAUGUCUGUAUUAAAUUAAUUAUCAUUGAGCUAUAAUCAUUGUUAGUAAAAUGUAUAUUUGUGAGAAAACAGUGUAUUUGAAAUAAAUGUGAUACUUUUACCUA
This is a messenger RNA of Schistocerca gregaria, 6434 nucleotides long. RefSeq lists its product as uncharacterized. The record is from RefSeq and is a predicted model, not a curated record. Bases 160 to 2727 code for a protein of 855 amino acids. Gene Ontology annotation, biological process: G protein-coupled receptor signaling pathway; cell surface receptor signaling pathway. Lineage: Eukaryota; Metazoa; Arthropoda; Insecta; Orthoptera; Acrididae. Gene Ontology annotation, cellular component: membrane. The transcript has 9 exons. Gene Ontology annotation, molecular function: G protein-coupled receptor activity.